GGGCGGGCAGAGGAAGUGACGCAGGCCUCGGAGGUUCCCACCCCCCUCUCCCACCUCCCCAGGAGAAGAGGAAGAGGAGGAGGAAGAAGCCAGAAGCGCGUUCUGUGGGUCUCGGAGCGGAGCCCACCAUGGCAACCCCGGCCAACGCCCAGAGCGCCAGCAAGACCUGGGAACUCAGCCUCUAUGAGCUGCACCGGACCCCGCAGGAGGCCAUCAUGGACGCCACGGAGAUCGCCGUCUCCCCGCGGAGCCUGCAUAGCGAGCUGAUGUGCCCAAUUUGCCUGGACAUGCUGAAGCAUACCAUGACCACCAAGGAGUGUCUGCACCGCUUCUGCUCCGACUGCAUCGUGACGGCCCUGCGCAGCGGGAAUAAAGAGUGUCCGACAUGUCGCAAGAAGCUGGUCUCCAAGCGCUCCCUGCGGCCCGACCCCAACUUCGACGCCCUCAUCUCCAAGAUUUACCCUAGCCGGGACGAGUACGAGGCACACCAGGACCGGGUCCUGGCCAAGCUCAACCGGCUGCACAACCAGCAGGCCCUGCGCAGCAGCAUGGAGGAGGGCCUCAAGAUGCAGGCCAUGAACAGGGGUCAGCGCAUACGGAAGCACCCCCAGGAGUCAGACAACACCACCUUCAGUGGGGCAGAAGACAACUGCGACAGCCGUUCACACCUCAGCAACGUCUCGGCCCCCAGCCAGCCUGAGGCCGGGCCCAGCCGCAAACGUUUGCAACUCUCAGACGAGUCCUGCCCGGAGCCAGAGACCUCUCAAGAGGGGGGCAGGGGGAGCCCCGAGCCAGGAGCCGAGCCCAGCAACAGCGAGAUCGAGCUGGUCUUCCGGCCCCACCCGGUCUUGGUGGAAAAGGGGGCCUACUCUCAGACCAGGUAUGUCAAGACCACGGCUAACGCGACGGUGGAUCACCUCUCCAAAUACCUGGCCUUGCGCAUCGCCCUGGAGGAAGCCCCUGUCCCCGGCCCCGAAGCCCCCGGCCUGGAAGCCGUGAGCGAGAAGCAGUACACCAUCUACAUCACCACGGCUGGGGGAGCCUUCACGACGCUGAACGGAUCCGUGACGCUGGAACUGGUGAACGAGAAGUACUGGAAGCUGAGCAAGCCCCUGGAGCUUUACUAUGCCCCCACCAAGGAACAGAAGUGACCCCUGAGCGCCCAAAGCAUUGGACAACAGCAAGAGGGGGGUGUAGAGGCACUGGCUUCGCAUCCCCCCAUGGGGGACUCUCCAAGGCUGCGAGAGGAUCUGGACAAGGAAGAAGGCGCUUUGCAGGGGGGAGGGAGUGCCUAGCUGCAGGAGCCUGAAUGGCUGACGCUGGUCCCCCAGCCCAAGUCACAGCUCCUGCCCCCUUGCCCCCAUCAAGCCAAGACUGAUGCCCUCAGGAGGAGGGGGGCUACCCCUCUGGUUUUGGCACCCCCUCCCCACAAUGACUGAUGCCCCCCUGUUGGUGUUGGGCCGGUGUAUGGGGGGGCAGCUCCUGACAGGGUGGGGGGUGGGGGCACUGCUUGGAUCCGCUUUUCCUUUUUUGGCCUUUUUGCAGCUGUUUUUGUGGAAUUGAAUUCAUCACAGAACUUCUGGCAUCUUUGUCGGGCCAUGUCUGGAGCCUGCCCCCCCUUGCUGGGCGUGGGUGUCCGCGUGCGUGUGUGGAAUGAGCAAGGCAACCCCACCGAUCCAAAAGUGGGUCCUGGCCUAGGAGACCCCCACCCCCGGCCAGGGGAGCAGAGCUGGGUGCAAGAUCCAGCAAUGGGGCAUCGUUGUGGCCCCUUGGGAUGUUGUGGGACUCAACGCCCAGUAGCGCAGGUUUCUUGGGGGGGAUAAUGAUGAUGGGACCUGCAGCCCAUGCUCAGCUCAAGGGCCACAGGUGUCCCUGCCCUGGGGGGGAAUUCUUGACCCCCCCUAACACGUGACUCUGCCUACUUCCCUAGCAGAAGGAAGUUCCCAGUUCAGCUGGAUCUGGGGUAAGGGCCAUGUUGCUCAGUGGGCAAUGCACCUUCAUUACAUGCAGCUGUUUUGGUCCAGGCAGGGCUGGGAAUGACCUCUGGGAGCUGCUCCCAGUCAGUGUACACAGUACUGAGUUAGAUGGACCCUGGGCCUGCCUUGGUAUAAAGUGCAUGCCUCUGUUCCUCCCCGUAGAGUAAUGGGGGGUGGGACAAGACAGGUGAGCCGAGGACUGUGCCUCCUGCUGGGUGAGGCCACGGAGCCACCUGGCCUAGCCCAGCUCUGCCCCAGACAGCAAUGGCUUUCCAGGCCCUCAGCCCCUUCCCAGCUCUUUUGAGUUGCCAGGAUCUGUGCUGUCUUGGGGAAGGGCAGUAUCUCAGUGGUUAGAGGAUCUGCCUUGCACGCAGAAGGUCCCAGGUUCAAGACCCGAUGGCGGCAUCUCCAGGUAGGGACCCCAGAGAGCCACUGCUGCCAGUCAGUGUGGGUGGUACUGAGCUAGAUGGUCCGAAAGGUCUGACUCUGCACGGGGCAGCUCCCCAUGUUGUGCAUGAUUGCAAAGCGGGGGGGGGGGCUCUGCCGCUGAGCUCUGGACCCCUCCACAAUAGGAUUGACCUUCAGAUGUUGCUGAUUUGCCGGAGGCGUCUAUUUUCAUGCUGGAAUUUGCGUAUUUGACAGCUUUCAGAACAUGUUUUGCAGUUUCUUCUCUAAAUCUCUGGUUCACUAAGAAUUGCUCAGGAAAUCCCUCAAUUUCCUUACUUUAAGGCUGCAAGGAGCAGUGAAGGCCUUCAGCCCACAGACCCGCAAGGACCAAGUUGUGGGGAGCUACACACUCGCGCUUUCUCUCUGCAUGGGGCUCUGAUGAGAGUUCAAAGCACCUGGAGGGCACCAGGUUGGGCUACGCCAAGAGACGGUGCAGAUGUUUUCUUUCCAGCCUAGAUGUGGGCCAUAUUUUUUUCUACCCAUUAGAGAAGAGCUUGUAAUCCCAACUUCAAUUGCCCCACACCUAAAGGGAAUGCCCUAGGAUUUUGGACUCGGGGGUCCCCUGGGAUGCAUGUGUGGGGCUUUGAACCCACGGCUGCCUUCUGCUGAGUGAGACCUUUGGUCUAUUAAGGCCUGGAUGGUUUUCCGAAGGGCAGCCCGCUCUCCCAGGGUUUUGUGCAAAGGUUCCUUCCACCACCUGCUGUCUCAGGGCUAUUGCAAGCUCUGGGAAGCUUCAAGUUGCUAGGUCUCAAGGAAUUUAGAUUUUUCUUCUCUUGCACAUCCUGGUUCCCUCACUAUUCAACAAAGACCAGCGGUAUUUUGCUGCAGCCAACAGGGAUUUAACGAAGAGGUGUAGCUGGUUAAAAGCCCCUUUGGUCACUCUGUUUGAACUCUUGGGAGUUCUCUGGUUGAAACAACCCAGGAGGUUUCCCUUCUCAUCCCCCCUCCCUCCCCCCUUGCUGUGUUAAAACUGGACAGUUUGAAUUAACUAUGCAAUUAAAAGUUCAGCUGUG
Messenger RNA from Rhineura floridana, 3436 nucleotides. It is a transcript of the gene RING1, whose product is annotated as ring finger protein 1. Gene Ontology annotation, biological process: negative regulation of DNA-templated transcription. Gene Ontology annotation, molecular function: chromatin binding; ubiquitin protein ligase activity. NCBI's taxonomy places the organism in Eukaryota, Metazoa, Chordata, Lepidosauria, Squamata, Rhineuridae. Bases 129 to 1151 code for a protein of 340 amino acids. The transcript is spliced from 7 exons. Gene Ontology annotation, cellular component: PcG protein complex; ubiquitin ligase complex. The record is from RefSeq and is a predicted model, not a curated record.